GUAUAUAAGAAGAAAUAGGAACCUUUUCUCAAGCUGAAGACAAAGUAAAAGAAAGCUGUAUCAUGUGUUAGAAUACUGAAGAGUGAAAUUUCUUGGAUUAGUAUAUUUCUGGAUUGCAAAGCAAAAGAAAGAAGAGGCUGAAAAUGGGGAGAAAGAAAAUACAGAUCACAAGAAUAAUGGAUGAACGGAACAGACAGGUCACCUUUACAAAAAGGAAGUUUGGAUUAAUGAAGAAGGCAUAUGAGUUGAGUGUACUCUGUGACUGUGAAAUAGCACUCAUCAUUUUUAACAGCUCUAACAAACUCUUUCAGUAUGCCAGCACUGAUAUGGACAAAGUUCUACUUAAAUACACAGAAUACAACGAGCCCCAUGAAAGCAGAACCAACUCAGAUAUCGUUGAGACCUUAAGAAAGAAAGGCCUUAAUGGUUGUGAGAGCCCUGAUGCUGACGAUUACUUUGAGCACAGUCCACUAUCGGAGGACAGAUUCAGCAAACUAAAUGAAGAUAGUGAUUUUAUUUUCAAGCGAGGCCCUGCUCUGAACAAGAAGGAACACAGAGGGUGCGACAGCCCGGACCCUGACACUUCAUAUGUGCUCACGCCACAUACAGAAGAAAAAUAUAAAAAAAUUAAUGAAGAGUUUGAUAAUAUGAUGCGGAAUCAUAAAAUCGCACCUGGCUUGCCUGCUCAGAACUUCUCGAUGUCGGUUACAGUUCCAGUGUCCAAUCCCAACACUUUAACCUACAGUAACCCAGGGAGUUCCCUUGUAUCCCCAUCACUGGCAGCCAGUUCAUCAUUAACGGACACGACCAUGCUCUCCCCACCGCAGACCACCCUGCAUCGGAACGUAUCACCUGGGGCCCCUCAGAGACCACCGAGUACUGGCAACGCAGGUGGAAUGCUGGGGACAACUGACCUCACAGUGCCAAAUGGAGCUGGUACCAGUCCAGUUGGAAAUGGGUUUGUGAAUUCUCGAGCUUCACCGAGUCUACUCGGAACUACUGGUGGUGGGAAUGGCUUAGGCAAAGUCAUGCCUACAAAGUCUCCACCUCCGCCUGGAGGAGGUAAUCUUGGAAUGAACAAUCGCAAACCUGACCUCCGUGUUGUCAUCCCACCCUCCAGCAAGGGUAUGAUGCCACCAUUGAAUACCCAAAGGAUAAGUAGUUCUCAGUCUACACAGCCUCUUGCUACCCCUGUGGUGUCUGUGACAACUCCAAGCUUGCCUCCGCAGGGACUGGUGUAUUCGGCCAUGCCGACUGCCUACAACACUGAUUACUCCUUGACUAGUGCAGACCUGUCUGCCUUGCAGGGCUUUAACUCCCCGGGGAUGCUGUCCUUGGGGCAGGUGUCUGCCUGGCAGCAGCACCAUCUGGGCCCAGCAGCCCUCAGCUCCCUCGUUACUGGCAGCCAGCUAUCUCAGGGUUCAAAUUUAUCCAUUAACACCAACCAAAACAUCAACAUAAAAUCUGAACCAAUUUCACCUCCCCGGGACCGUGUAACUCCCUCUGGGUUCCCGCAACAGCAGCCACAAGCGCCGCCGCAGCAGCAGCAGCCGCCACCACCGCCGCAGCCGCCGUCGCGGCAGGAGAUGGGUCGCUCUCCUGUCGACAGUCUCAGCAGCUCCAGCAGCUCCUACGACGGCAGCGAUCGGGAAGACCCGAGAAGCGAUUUCCAUUCGCCUGUUGUGCUGGGGAGGCCGCCCAACUCGGAAGAUCGAGAGAGCCCAUCGGUAAAACGGAUGCGGAUGGACACGUGGGUGACAUAAACUUGCAGUGUUGCCUCUUCAGUUUUGUGUUCUCAAAAUGAACUGUCCUGACAUAUCUAAAUUUAUAAAUAAGGACAUGAAAUAAGUAUAUUUAUAUGUAUAUACAUACGUGCAUAUAUAUAUCUUCACAUGCAUAUAUAUGUGCUAGUGUGUGUAGCAUACACAGAAUCAUCAGGCACUUACGACAAACUCCUUGUAUAGCUGCAGAUGUCCCAUGGUAAAUUGUAACAGAACAAUCCCGUAGGUAUCGAUCUAGCCUGGCACUUACCUGGACUUGGUGUUUUAAUAAUAUAACCUGUUUUGCAGAGAAGCGUUGUACCCGCAGUAUAAUCCUACCACACUAGAUUGCAGAAACCAAGAGGGCUCGCCUGUAGUAACGUCCCUGUGUGUUUUAUUCAAGCUGUAUGGUUACUCGUAGUUAAGAAAUAAUGCUUUGUAGCAGCAGAGCAGUAGAAGGGCAGGAAGAAGAAAGCAAUACUGUACAUAAAACGACCUUUAUAUUACCCAACCUGGCAUGGGUCUCUAUUGCAGAGGGUGCAUGGAGAAGGGCUGAUGCUAUAAGAAAAUAAAAUAAAAUAAAAUAAAAAAAAAAAACAAAAACAAAAACCCUGUUUUGCACGUGCAAAAAAAAAAAAAAAAAGAAUAGCGUAUUGGGUCAAAGAAGUGAUUUUUUUAACGAGUGAGAGAGACAUAGAGAACUCGCAUGAAAUAUUCAGAAAAUAUUAGCCUAGAAAAUAGAACAUUAACAAAAUAAAAUUAAUAUAUUAAGUUAUAAUUGGAAUAUGUUUGACAAAUUUGUUUUUACGUUCGUACCUUUGAAAACUAUAGAAACGGAUUUUAGCUCAUGUAUAUUUUAUAUUAAAGACAAUACCCUAAUGAAUUGAAGACUAUAUAUAAAGUUAUAUACAGUACUUUUGAACACAUUCUGCUAUGAAUUAUUUAUAUAAGCCAAAGCUGUAUGUUGUAGCUUUUUUGUAGAGUACAGUUUUAUCUUAUUUUGACUUUCUAGUUUUUGCUUUCAAAGAUGAAAAGGAAAAACUUGCAGGCGGAACCUUGGGGGAAAAAUAAGCCAUGAACACUUAUAUGUAAAUUUAAAUUUGAGCCAAACUCUGUGUAUAUAGCAUCCUAAAUAUAUUAUCACCUUGGUGUAAGUACCGAUGUAUUGUACGUUCACCAGAUUAAAAAGUAUAUUUUUGUGGAUUGACGCCAACUUGAAAAAAGGCGAGGUCCUUAUUAAGUAGAGUAUUCACUGUUUAAUAUUUACUAUUUUGUUAAAUAUACUGUACUUUCUUUGGAUUUUAAUUAUUAUUAAUAUUAUUAUCCAGAUUUUUCAGAGGGUGUAUAAAGGGGUUGUCCCCCUCACUGGUGGUGAAUGUGUGCUGUUAAAUUGUAAUCUCUGUGCUGUAUGGUUAAGCUUCAUUAUACAUUUUAUAUAUAUGUAUAUAAAUAGCAAAGUGGCAAAAAAAAAAAAUCCGGUGUUAAGUUCAUCCUGCAUAAAUAUAAAAAAAAAAAACCUGUUACAACACAUUUUAAGGCAUCGUUUUAAAACUGCCUCUUCUGAGGAGGGGAAAAAAACCCACAGUGGAAGAACUUGACCUAAUUUCUCCUGAUAGGGAAGUAACGCAUAUCAGAUGAGCAGGAAAGGUUUUUAGAGGUGGUGAGUGGUUUGGGAGGAAGCCUCGGCCUCACUCAGAAAGGAAUUUGCUGUUCCUCUUUGCCGCUUCCAUGAAAUGGAGCGAGGAGGGUGGAGGCCCCCUGUGUUCCCGGCAGCUGCCUCAGAGAUUUUUGGGUUGUACCUCGGUGGGGUCGCUUGAUCUUACUGGCAUGGCCUGGCUGUGUCGUGGCGGGGGCAGUGUCCUCUCUCCUGGUAACCUCUAGGCCUGGCUCAGACCAACCCCCUGGAGCAGGCAAAAGCCAGGUUUUUUCGGCAGCCGGGGGGGGGGGGGCUGGCCUGCAGCCAGCAGGGUCCCUGCCUGCUGCGGCCCCCCCUGGGCCUCCCCUUCUGGCAGGCGAGGGCUGAUUUUGCCCUGGCAGCCAAAUCGGGGAGGUCCAGGUGAAUCUUACUGCUGGUAGUUCUAGCUCUGGGGAAGAAACUGCCAUGAGGUUGUAGUCAUCCAAAGGCCUCUGAGGAUAUCCCAGAUGUUCAUUAAAUUUUUGCUUGGGCUUUUUUUUUUUUUUUUUUAAAUUAAAAAAGUCACUGGCUACUGUACCUAAGCAGCGUGAGAAAUGGGAAUGCAGCAGGGAGAGCUGCCGCCUCGCCUGCUUGCUUUACUGUGGGAUUGCAGAACAAAGUCAGUACAGGCAGCUUCCGAACACCCAUCUCUUGUUGUCAUGGCAACCUUAAAAAGCUUACAGGUUUCAAUUCUUCAAUUCGUUUUGGCCGCUCACCUUUGGCCACGCCCCUCCCUUUCAGUAGCGCCCCGUGUACGGAAGCGCAGAGGAAAGCGUUACCCCCCUUUCUGAAGUGACUGAACUCACCUACCCCUCCAGAGAACCUUUGACUGCUCUGACCAGUGAUGUGACCGUUGUUAUUUAUGCACGUCCAUGAACUUUGCUGCACGUCCGAGUGGGAGUUCUGCAUUCACAUUUACUGUCUAUUUUCUUGUGUGCCUUAUACGAUGGCUUUGCUGACUGUAUCUCAAUAGUCUUUAUUUCUAUGCAGGUUUUUAAACAGUACUAUUACUGUUUUCUUAAAGAAAAAAAAAAAGCUACGUAAGGGUUAGAGUUUGUAUUGAAAUUGCACCAAUGAAUUAAAAAAAAAAAA
Messenger RNA from Egretta garzetta (little egret), 4527 nucleotides. It is a transcript of the gene MEF2A, whose product is annotated as myocyte enhancer factor 2A. NCBI's taxonomy places the organism in Eukaryota, Metazoa, Chordata, Aves, Pelecaniformes, Ardeidae. Gene Ontology annotation, molecular function: histone deacetylase binding; protein dimerization activity; RNA polymerase II cis-regulatory region sequence-specific DNA binding. Gene Ontology annotation, biological process: positive regulation of transcription by RNA polymerase II; heart development; cell differentiation. The transcript is spliced from 10 exons. The coding region runs from base 144 to 1763 and encodes 539 amino acids. The record is from RefSeq and is a predicted model, not a curated record.